AUGGAGGACCACUUCGAGUCGGUGGAGAAGUUGGUAACGAAACGCCUGAAAAACUUCGAUUAUAUCAAACGGGUGUACCAGGGAAGCGCCCCCUGGAUGAACACCGUCUUUCUCACCAAGGAGGACAUCUUCCAGUUCUACUCCAAGGAGAAGAAGGACGUAGUGCUCCAGGCAAGGGCGGAGCAGUGGUUCUACGUGGGCAUCAGCCUCGCCUCUGUGCUCACCCUCCAGUCCGGGCCGCCGUACGUCGAAGCGAUCUCGACGUUCUGGAACGAGUUCGAGAGCUCCCUCGACUCCAAAGGGAAAAUGAAAGAUCUGAUAUCGAGCAGCGGGAAGGACGUGCGGACGGCGGCAACGGGGUCGAGCAACAGCAACGAAUACCUCACCACCCCUAACAUCCCCUCCAAUCUGGACUAUUUCGAGGUGAUCUACACGCUCUGCGAUUUGCUCGAGCACGUCUACAAGAAGUUCAUGGCGGCCGACAUCAGCACACAGACGGCCAAGAGCAUCAUCAAGCUCGACACCCGAUUCAAGCAUCAUCUGCUGAGCCCAAUCAGCAAGGACACAACGGCGGUGGCGGUCAAUAUGCUGAAGCAGCAGAUGAACGCACUCGACUCCAUCUUUGCCAGCAGCGGCUGGGAAGAGGGCGCGGCCGACGAGUAA
This is a messenger RNA of Acanthamoeba castellanii str. Neff, 663 nucleotides long. RefSeq lists its product as uncharacterized. Lineage: Eukaryota; Discosea; Longamoebia; Acanthamoebidae. The record is from RefSeq and is a predicted model, not a curated record. The transcript has 6 exons. Bases 1 to 663 code for a protein of 220 amino acids.